Molecule: messenger RNA, 373 nt
Organism: Racocetra fulgida
Lineage: Eukaryota; Fungi; Glomeromycota; Glomeromycetes; Diversisporales; Gigasporaceae
Source: the annotation of a GenBank genome assembly
AUGGCUUCAGAAGCAGACAAUAAUAAAAAUUUUCUUAGUGAUUUAAUUAACAACUUCGAAUAUGUACCAGAAAAUGAUAUAGAAGACAUUGAAAGCAUGGGAUUAGCAAGCGAAAGUCUUAUAUCAGAUGGAAUUGAAACGGGAAGUAUUGACAAUAAUUUAGAUGUUGAUGUAGAAAUUAGUCCCUUUCUUUUUGACAAAAUCAGUUUUGAAAGGGCACGGGCCUUGGUAGAAGAGGAGAAAACCAGCGAUCUAAUUUUUUUAAAUGACAUAGAUAAUGAUGAUAUUGAUGCGGAUAGUAAUGAUACAACAUCGUCAGAAUUUGAUUCAAAUGAGAGUGAAUACUUAAUUGAAAACUUAGCAUUAAAAAAAG